UGCACGCUCUGAGCUCUCGCGCUAAGUAGACCGCGGGAAAUGUCUUCAAUAGAUCUUUUUUAAAAGCACGUGGAAGAAAUUGGAGUUCAGCGUGAUUUCUCGUAAUGUUUUGACCUUCUGUCGAAGUGCCUGGGAGGUGUCAUGCAGCCAUGGAUAGGGUUUCUGUGUUCAUUUCCGUUGUAUAGAAGACACACCCACAACCUAUAAGCCCACUCAAUUGAGGACUGACCAGAAGAAAAAUGUUCGAUUCAUAAUGUGGAAUGCUUUGUUUUUGUUCCGUGUGCUUCUGCCACCUAUGUUGCUUAUCCACCCUUGCUUGUUCCGCCCGGCACAUCAGGAGAAGAAGCAACUUGAUCAACCAUUUGAUGUCAUGCAGUGGGAUGAACAACUACUCGAUACAAUAUUCAACUAUUCUCUUGACCCCCUCGCCCUUCAAAGAUCAGCACUGUCAGAUAGUAAAACCACGCAAUUAACGGAUAAUAAUAUGCUAACUUUGAAAUCUUUAAGUCGUGUUCGUGAAGAUAUGCUACCAAGUAAAGGAAUGAGCCUUCCUGCCAGAAGACGUUUUCGCCGCUUGAAGAAAAUGUCAAAACUUGUUAAUGAACCUGCUGAUGACGGAGUAUUGCUUUCAGAAAAAGGUUCCAGUGUUUUCUCAGCCCCUGUGCCGGCACAGCGUGUAUUUGUAAGUGACACAGCUGGCCCGGACUGCCCCGAGGACGGGUCUUGUGAACGGUUAGUUUCCUUGCCCCUUGAGUCUCAAAGUGUAGACAACAUCCAGGUGGAAUCAACUGGAAAGGCCACCCAACAUAUAACAUUACAGAAGGAGAAUCAGGCCAAAACAUACUUGUUUGAAGGUAUACAAUCUAUAAACAGUCUCGACGGGACACGACUUUCGAGAAGAAAUCUUCUACAAUUCAACGACCAAACUCGUGAUAAGAUUCUAGAAAGUGAAAACCUCACUCAGAGAAACAAUUCAAUAGGGACCGAUAUGACAAAAGAAGCAGGCCCCCAAAAGACAAAGAAGAAAAAUCGGAUUACUCUCCGCUACAGCAGAAUCCGGCGGUCAUUGAACAGGUCAGAGACGCCAGCACAGGCCCGCACCGGCCUACAUCUCCACCAGCACAGCACUGAGCCUCCGGACUACAUGGUCCGCCUCUUCUUUCUCCUCUCCGAGACACACUACGACAUUCUCGUCAACACUGUCGUCACUGCCUUCCUCAACAUCAACGAAGGAGAAACACAGCAAACGACAGAGGGCGACGCUGUCAUCUUGACCAAUACUCUAGCGUUCGAGGCCGUGUUGUCAGAGGACCGCGAGGUCGUGGAGUACGCAGAGAUCCGCCUGUUCCUCUCCCAGCACGUUCCCCAACUCCCAGACACGGACAACUCCACUCCAGAUGUGGUACACACCACUCCAAACAAGGAACACACCAGCUCAGACUUGGAACACACAACUCCAGAGAUGGAGCACAGCACGUCAGACAUCGAGCACAAAACGCAGAGAAGCUUAGAGACUCCACCAAUAAGUCCUAGUGUUGUUCGAGUGAAUAUUUACGAAUUACUUAGUUCCAGUGCUUCCGAUCAAAAUUUUGACAACGCAACGACGAUACUAGUGUAUUCCGGGGACGUUCAGGUUGGAGAAGGCGAUUGGGAGAGUUUCAACGUGUCUUCAGACGUGAAACAGUGGCACUCGUCGGGCCUGCGAGUGUUUGAAAUUCGCCUUGAAUACAAGAUUCACGAUGAAAGUGAUGGUUCGGGUCGUCCCAGGGUUGCCAUUAGUACAGAGAGUGGCAAAGAUCCAUUGCUAGUUGUGUUUUCUAGGAAAACUAAGCCAGACGUUUCCAAAGACAGAAUACGAAGAGACGUAAGAUCUUCUUUUCACAGCUUUCGUGAUAACUCGGAGGACGAGUUCAGAAGGAAGGUGGACGUUCCUAAACGUAAACAAAGCGCACAGUUUCUGAGUACGCAAGGCGAGAAGACAAGAUCAAAACAACAUUCACCAACAGGGAAAGACGCACGUGAUGACGAUAGAGACAGUAAAGAAUUUUACAAAGGGGUUGAAGAAUCAGGAGUUGAUUCUGUAUCCAAGGAAAUAUUGCACUUAGGGAGUAUUUUUGGCAAUGAUUUGUCUAGAAGCCUCAUGCAAGAAGCAAAGUUCAACAACUUUGAUAGCACAACAUUCCACGCCCGAUCCGUUGGUGAAAACAUAAACGAAGACGCAUUUGGGCAUAGAAAUUCAAUACGGACGAAGGAAUCAUUAAAUGGGAGAAUUCGGGCAUCUAAUGACGUCAGAGGGUCAGUACAUGGUGCCCACACUGAUGUCGAUAACCAGGGGGGAGACACGGAUGUCAUUAAUCGGUUUGAUAACCACAUGCUGAUGCGGGAGGAACGCACCAGAAAGAGGCGUUUCAGGAGACAUGUAGAUAGUCUCUCCUCUCCAACCCUUCAAACUGCUCUCCGGAGACGCACUAAGAGAAGUAAGUGGAAGAGAAACAGCUGUCGAAGGGUGGAGAUGUACGUGGAUUUUGGAAAGAUCAAGUGGGACAAACUCAUCAUCUUCCCGAGGGGAUACCAGGCGUUUGAGUGUCGAGGAAAAUGUUACACCCCGAUAAGCAAGUACCUCACGCCCACCAACCACGCCAUCAUACAGACAAAGGUGCAUGCCUCCUAUCCCAAGCAGGCGAGCAGAGCUUGCUGCGUGCCGACCCGGCUCGAUCCCAUCUCUAUCCUCUAUUGGGACGAACAUGGCGAAAUCAAGUACGAAUACACCUACCAUGAAAUGGUGGCGACAGAGUGUGGCUGUCGAUGACGAAGGAAGACAACGUGUGACCGUUGUACCUGUCGAUGAUAACAGAUGACACCGUGGAUGACAUACCUGUUGGUGACGACAUAUGACACCAUGGAUCUGCUGAUGACGACAUAUUAAGAAACCGUGGACCUGUCAGUGAUGACAGAUGACACUGUGGAUGGUAUACCUGCUUAUGGGGACAUUUGACACCAUAGACCUGUUGAUGACGACAUAUGACACCGUGGACUUGUUGAUGACGACAUCUGACACCAUAGACCUGUUGAUGACGACAUAUGACACCGUGGACUUGUUGAUGACGACAUCUGACACCAUAGACAUGUUGAUGACGACAUAUGACACUGUGGACCUGAAAAUGAUGAUACAUUAUGACACCGUGGAUGAUUUAGGCGUACCUGUUGAUAACGACAUAAUAUGUUAAUAUUAUUGAUUACAACACAUACAACCAUGGAUGAAAAAAACACCUUUUUAUUUUAAAGAAGGU
Aplysia californica (California sea hare) is the source of this 3290-nucleotide messenger RNA. RefSeq lists its product as uncharacterized. NCBI's taxonomy places the organism in Eukaryota, Metazoa, Mollusca, Gastropoda, Aplysiida, Aplysiidae. The transcript is spliced from 4 exons. Gene Ontology annotation, cellular component: extracellular region. Bases 254 to 2809 code for a protein of 851 amino acids. Gene Ontology annotation, molecular function: cytokine activity; growth factor activity. Gene Ontology annotation, biological process: SMAD protein signal transduction; BMP signaling pathway. The record is from RefSeq and is a predicted model, not a curated record.